Molecule: messenger RNA, 2035 nt
Organism: Manis pentadactyla (Chinese pangolin)
Lineage: Eukaryota; Metazoa; Chordata; Mammalia; Pholidota; Manidae
Gene: TYR
Product: tyrosinase
Exons: 5
Coding region: 58-1650 (530 amino acids)
Biological process (GO): melanin biosynthetic process; pigmentation
Molecular function (GO): tyrosinase activity
Source: RefSeq, a predicted model, not a curated record
GAGAAGUGUGCGGCUCAGUGAACCAGCUCCAUCCAGCCUGGGAGCACUGCAGGAAGAAUGCUCCUGGCUGCUGUGUGCUGCCUGCUGUGGCAUGCCCAGAUCUCCGCCGGCCACUUCCCUCGAGCCUGCGUCUCCCCCAAGAACCUGAUGGGGAAGGAGUGCUGCCCGCUGUGGAGGGGCGACGGGAGUCCCUGCGGCCAGCGCUCGGGCCGGGGCUCCUGCCAGGACAUCGUUCUGUCCAAUGCGCCCCUGGGGCCUCAGUUCCCCUUCUCCGGGGUGGACGACCGGGAGUCUUGGCCCUCUGUCUUCUACAACAGGAGCUGCCGGUGUUUCGGCAACUUCAUGGGGUUCGACUGUGGAAACUGCAAGUUUGGCUUUGGGGGACCAAACUGCACAGAGGAGCGGCUCUUGGUCAGAAGAAACAUCUUCGAUCUGAGCGUACCAGAGAGGAACAAAUUUCUCGCGUACCUCACCUUAGCAAAGCAUACUACCAGCCCAGACUACGUCAUCCCCACAGGCACCUCCAGCCAAAUGAAUAACGGAUCGACACCCAUGUUUAAAGACAUCAACAUUUAUGACCUCUUUGUGUGGACUCAUUACUAUGUGUCCAGGGACACACUGCUUGGGGGGUCUGGGAUCUGGAGGAACAUUGAUUUUGCUCACGAAGCACCAGGUUUCCUGCCUUGGCAUAGACUCUUCUUGCUGCUGUGGGAACAAGAAAUCCAGAAGCUGACAGAGGAUGAGAACUUCACUAUUCCAUACUGGGACUGGCGAGAUGCUGAAAACUGUGACAUUUGCACAGAUGAGUACCUGGGAGGGCGCCACCCAGCCCACCCUGACCUACUCAGCCCGGCAUCCUUCUUCUCCUCUUGGCAGAUCAUCUGUACCCGACUGGACGAGUACAACAGUCAUCAGGCUUUGUGCAGCGGGGCUCCCGAGGGGCCAUUACUGCGCAAUCCCGGAGGCCACGACACAGCCAGGACCCCGAGGCUCCCCACCUCAGCUGACGUGGAAUUUUGCCUGAGUUUGACCCAGUAUGAAUCGGGUUCCAUGGAUAAAACUGCUAAUUUCAGCUUUAGAAAUACACUGGAAGGAUUUGCUAGUCCACUUACUGGAAUAGCAGAUGCCUCUCAAAGCAGUAUGCACAAUGCCCUGCACAUCUAUAUGAAUGGAACGAUGUCUCAGGUACAGGGAUCUGCCAACGAUCCCAUUUUUCUUCUUCACCAUGUAUUUGUUGACAGUAUUUUUGAACAGUGGCUUCGAAGGCACCAUCCUCUUCAAGAAGUUUACCCAGAGGCCAACGCACCCAUUGGACAUAACCGGGACUCCUACAUGGUUCCUUUUAUACCUCUCUAUAGAAAUGGCGAUUUCUUUAUUUCAUCCAGAGACCUGGGCUAUGACUAUAGCUACCUCCAAGAUUCAGAACCGGACUUCUUCCAAGACUACAUUAAGCCCUACUUAGAACAAGCAAGCCGCCUCUGGCCAUGGCUCACUGGGGCUGCUGUGGUAGGCGCUGUCCUCACUGCCGUGCUGGGAGGCCUCAGGAGCCUGUUAUGCCGUUGCAAGAGAAAGCAGCUCCCUGAAGAAGAGCAGCCACUGCUCAUGGAAAAGGGGGAUCACCACAACUUGUUGUAUCAGAGCCAUGUAUAAAAGGCUUAGGCAAUAGCGAAGGGCCAAAAAGCUGAUCUCACUCUAACUCAAAUGACGUCUCAGUCCACAGGGGAUGUCCCAGCAGAAACCCCUAGUAUUUGUUUGUGAAGACCAUUAUCAGAAUUGUAACCUAAUACAACGCAUGCCCUUCCAACUCAGGUAGGACACAGCUGUGCUUGCCUUACUGUUUUUGGCCCAUCCCUUUGACACCUUUUCUCAAGCACACAGUUCCAAAGAAAGGACGCCAUUUUGGAAUAAGUAACUGUGAUUUGUAUCAGAAUGAAGGUGCUCUUACAAAAUGUGGGAAUAAUUUUGAUCUUUUCCUCCCGAGUGUUUAACGGCACAUUCUUUUUUAUUGUUCCCUUUUUUGAUCUUAAUAAACAAA